AUUCGUGUGCCGUUUGUUGCUUUGGUGGCGUUCGCGUCCCAACAGGGCUCUCAUUCACCUUUCGGCAAGGUUUAGGUGAUGAUGUAGCUUAGCACACUGGUCUGCUGCGGCAACCGCACGACGGUGUUUUGUAGGCUUUUUUGGGAAACCGUCCUUGAGUGGGCGCUUGCGUGCGUGUAUGCGUGAAGGAAGAGCGUUAGUGUGCAAGUGUUGCAAGUGUUGAUAGUCAAACCCGGCCCAGCACCCAGUGACUUCAAUGCAGUGUAACCACGCGGUGUAACCACAUCCGGGCGAUUGACAUAAGGAGCUAAUUAAUCAAAAGUUUAAUCCUAACGCAAACAACAUCACCCUUAGUGUCCUUUGUUUGUUCCAUGUUUGUUCCUCGUUGUGUGACGCAUUUCUGUUGUUUCAUUACGCAAGUGUCUCCGUGUGUGUGGGUGCGCGAAAGUGCGUUUUGUUUGUGUGGGUUUUUAGUAGUGAAAUUUUUACUCAAUUUCCUGUUACGAAAUUAGUUAACUUUGACGUUACCUUUACUUACAAAGUUAAUACUUUUGUUUACGCUACGUGUUUGUGUGUUUGUGUCAUGUUAUCAUCUCAUAUCAUGUUGAAUUGUGUUGCAUUUUGUUACGAUUAUUUGUUGAAACGAUCGAUUUGUCCAGUGUGUUUGUUGUGCGUUACCGUAAACCCUUUGCGCAUCGUUGUACUGCGAUGGCACUGAAGAUGCUAUACCGUGGCCCAAGCACCAGAUUGGAAACAUUGAUUGAGAAAAUACAGCAAAGUACGAACGGUUUUGUUGGUGGUGGCAUGAUUGCACCCGGUGCAAUGGGUGGUCUCGGUGGUGUGAAAGAGUUUUCCCUCGGCCAAGAGCUUUACUCAUCACACACAUCAUCCAGCUUUUCGCCUUCGAUUUCUGACGGAAUGACAACGCCUAAUUCGAUCACAAACGAUACGAAUGAUGGUUCACUCCUGCCGUUGGGUUCCACCGAUGAAAAACCCUUCCGACAGGGUAGCGGCAAUCAUCACAUUCACCCACGGCAUCAUCACGCACAUCAUCGACGAACGGGGACGGCCGGUGGGCAUCCGUCAUCGGCGAAGGAGGGUGGCAAAUCUUCCUUAAAGCAUCAUCAUCAACUGAACAAUAAUAAUAGUAGCAGCCACAAUCACAACAAUAAUAACAACAACAAUCAUGGCAGUAAUAGCAAGGGCUUGAAUAGCACCUACCACUGUCAGUUCUGUGAGAAGACAUUCCCACGGCUCGGCUAUCUCAAGAAGCACGAACAGAGCCACACAGAACACAUGCCAUUUAAAUGCGAAUACUGUGCCCGAUUGUUUAAGCACAAACGUUCCCGCGAUCGUCACACGAAGCUACAUACGGGCGAUCGACGCUAUCGUUGUCUGCAUUGCGAAGCCGCAUUCUCCCGAAGUGAUCAUCUGAAAAUUCACAUGAAGACACACGACAACCAGAAACCGUUCCAAUGUACGAUCUGUAAUCGGGGGUACAAUACGGCUGCCGCCCUUACCAGCCAUAUGCAGAACCACAAGAAGCAACUUGCACUCACCGGCAGUCCUAACCUAACGUACAGCCCCCGAUCGACGACAAGCUCUCUAUCCAGUGGAGGAGGUGGAGGAGGAAGUGGUGGCGGGAAGCGGGGAGCAAAAUUUUCGCCCUAUGCGAAUGAUCCGUUAAUGUUGAUGAGUCGUGGAAGUUCUAAACUCUCUUCCACACUCGCGAAAGCCACUUCCGGGAAUGUCCCCAGUAAUCGUACACCGACCCCGGGUAGUACUGGUGCGGGAAGUACAUCGGGAGCGCCAGGAGGUGGUGGUACUCAUGUAGAUACAUUAUCAUGUCCAUACUGUACACGAACCGAUUUUAGCACACUAGAGCAACUCGGACUUCACGUACAGUCUAUGCACGGUCACGGAGCGCUUGGAUUGUUGGGAGCGGACACAUCAAUGCCCUACUUCACAUCCGGUAGUCGGCGCGCAGUAACACCGGACGGAAGUUCACUUUCCCUCAGUGGGCUUGGUCCCUAUCCUCCAAUCACGUGCGAGUUCUGUACGAUGAAGUUCCCAACCGUGCCGUUAAUGUUUGCCCAUCUGAAGACAUCCCAUCUGGACCGGCUGGCUGGGGCAGGACUUCAACGUAGCUCCCCGAAUGGAACUACCGGCAGUCCAUUGGGAGGAUCACGUCCACCGAGUGGGUUCCAUCCGCUAGAACAAUUACACUUCAACAAGAGUCUACUGGGGAAUGCUUUCCCUUCGUUCUACGGUGGAGCGAUGGGCGCUGGUUCGUCGACCAAUAUGUCCAGUAUGUCCGGUGGCAGCAUUAAAAUGGAACAUCGACCAACGGCUAGUUCGAAUGGGCGGGAUGAAAAUGAAAACGAAGCGAGUGAAAUGGGACGAAAGCGUAAACGGAAAGGACAUGAUGGGGAGGAUAAGGAGAAGAAUAACCGCAAAGCUGACAAGCAACAAGAAGGCAUGGAAGCUGAUGCUAAUGAUGAGGAUGAGGAGCAUGUCGAUGAAACCGAUGGUAACGCUAAUCGGAGUGGUUCAGUUGACUUGAAAGAAACAGGAAAUGCCCACGAAUUGGAAGCCGCGAUCAUUAAACAGGAACGAAAGGAAGAAACAGAUCCAGUAAUUCCUGAAGCUACAUCACCAUCCACCUCGACACGAUCGUCUCCGUGCGAUUCUCUCGGUUCGAUUGCGCAUCCCGUAAGUCAUCCGCCAUCUGGACGAAACACUCCAGCAGAACAGCUUACACCGACCGAUCUCAGCCAGCCGAAGAUGAAAAGAUUAAAGUUAGAGACACUGCUGGAGGAUGAAGAAGUACCGGACAAAAAGGUGAUGGUUGGGUCUGGCCGGUCUCACUCUCGCGACGUUCACAAACAACGUGGUGGUGCUACGAAUCGACGAGAAGGCGAACUAAAAGAUUCACAUCUAUCCACCCAGCACCAGCACAUUUCCGUUCCUCAGUUGCAUACGGGUGGCGUUGGUUCGAACGCACCGUCCUCUCAGCAACUCGCUGCUUCCAGUUCUAGCGCCUCUCAUCACGCCCAUCAGCUUCCUGGUGCUUAUCUUUGCAAUCAGUGUAAUGCCGCGUUGCCCGAUUUCGAAUCAUUCCGUACCCAUUUGAAGGCACAUCUGGAACAGAGUGCGGCUAAUGCAGCGGCAGCUGCAGCGAUGAGACUCGCCGGUGAACAUAACGCUGGUCCUCCAGGAGGUUCCAACAACUCCUCCACAUCCGGUACAUCGGGUGGAUCGCUUUCACUGACCACCUUUCUCUGCCAGCAGUGUGGAGCAACGUUGAGCUGUCAGGCAGAGUACGAGCAGCAUACGAUUGGCCAUUUCUUGGUGAUGGCAGUAGAAUACCGAUGUCAGGCGGCUGGUAGUGGAUCGACCGGAAGUUCCUGCAGCGGUAAAACAGCCUUCGGUAAGGUGGAAGAUCUACACAAACAUCUUUACGAAGGUCACAUGCAGCUGCUGUACAAGUGUACCGUUUGUGGGGAAACGUUCGAAUCGAAGGUCCAGGUGCAGGUGCACUUUGCCGUCAGUCAUUCGGUCGAGGUAAAGCUGUACCGGUGUUCGGCCUGUGCAGAGGUAUUCCGAUCUGAACGCGAAUUUCGACAACAUAUUCGAAACCGGCAUUUGACGGCAGGUGCUGUACAGUGUAUGUUCUGCCGGAUGGUUUGUUCGUCCGAGCUGGAGAUGCAUUUCCAUCUCGCAUCACACGCUAGGAAGUUUAAAUGUCCAGCCUGUCCCGAAUCAUUCCACGUCGAGUUCCUGCUAGACCGUCACAUUCAGACGCAGCACAGCCAGAAGGAAACGAACUCACCGAAUCGUAGAGAACCUAAUGCGAGCCAUGCACUAUCCACGGUACCAUCUACUGUACCCUCUACCGCUUCUUUAACGGCUUCCACGGCAACGGGUACUUCCGUGUCCACAACAGCCACCUCAGCUGUUGCAGGACUAGAUUAUCUGCAGCUGCAUGGACAAAUGGCGGCAAUGGCAGCGGCCGCUGCAUGGCCCAGCCUCUACCAGACCGCCAACAAGUUCUACAACAACCCGCUCCAGGUGGACACAUUGAGCCAACUAAAGCAUCCGCAGCAUCUUCUGCACGGAUUCUACGAUACGAUGCUUGGAAAGGCUCAUCAGCAGCAGCAGCAACGUACGUCCUUCAUUGCCGAUCCUCCAACCGGGUCUGGGACCACAAUCGGAAGUAAGAAGAAUCCUUUCACUGGUCAAUCACCUAAUACCAGUGCUACCAAUGCACUGCUUGGACUUGGCUAUGGAACAUCUUCAUCCGCAAGUACCGGAACAUCACAGCCUCAAAGAUCGGCUGGAUCUCACACGCUUAAUGGUUCCGCUUCUGGGUUGUAUUCCCCCGAGGAGGGUACCAAUGCAGGAACGAAUGUCCCAGCUGGAAGUGGUAAACUUUACUCUCCCAUUGCCAUGAUUCAACGGUACGGUGAUAAUGGUGGUUUACAUUCAACUGGUGCAACUGGGACCAGUGGUGGCACAUCUCGACCAGGCGUAGAAUCACCAACCGGCCAACUACUGCUGGCAUCGCACACUACACUUGGACUAUCGGAUCAUCAUCAUAGUGAGCAGACGGGAAGAAAAACGAACCAGCAAACGAAUGCAAAGCCGUCUUCCACUUUGGCCGCUUCUGGUUCAACACCACAACUUGCCACUACCGGUGCAGGUAGCUGCUACAGCUGCGGUAUCUGUGAGCGAUCCGAUUUUAGCACGGAAAGUGAAGUCCAGACACAUCGGAAAAUUGUCCACAACUUAAAGACGGGCGUUAGUUUGCGGUGCGCGUACUGCAAUGGUGACUUCCGGUCAAGGAAUGAGCUGGAAAAUCAUAUGAAGGUCGCACACAAUACGGGUGGUGGCAAGCACAAAUGUUUGAUUUGUGACGAAAUCUUUCCCUCGCCAGCGGUACUGGCGGAGCAUAAGCUGUCCCACUGUAAGGUGGGUGCGUCCGGACGCUGUUCACACUGCAGUCUCCCGUUGCCCGAUGCACACACCUUCAAGCAGCAUCUGCAGGUCCAUCAGCCUGUGACGGGCGGAUCAUCUACAAAUCCAUCAACCGGAGGAGGUGCACCAGGUACAGGCAGUGCUGGCGGUGGUCAAACCGGUGUCAAUGCUUCUUCCUCUACAAAUGGCAAUGGAAAUGCGUCCGGAAGUUCCAAUGCGGAACAGGAACGAUUCCCUCAACAGUGUAUCUGCUGUCGGCAAACGCUUAAUUCCGAGUUUGAGAUCAGUCUGCAUGCUAAAUUCCAUACCAAAUCUCCGGACACAAAUGAGCGUACUUGUGCACUCUGUUUGGAACCGCUACCAUCACAACCCGAAUCUAGCACCAAAAUUUGUGAUCCUUGUUUGAAACGGCACAACUUCCCUUCGAAGCUUCUCUCGAUGAAUUUCCUUAAGCCUAGCGCGUCCACGUCUUUAGGGCAAACCCCAACAAUCGCAGGUCCUACACAUGGGGGUAUCGUUGGACCAUCAACCGUUCCUAUCGAAGGAAGGACACCGACUUCCGGUGGUAUUCAACACGAACAGCAACCAAGCGGUGGAAGAGACAGUUCAUCCUCCUCACUGUAUCAGUGUAAUCUCUGCAAGAAACCGCUACCAUCCAGCCAAAAGCUCCAGGAACAUCUGAUCGAUCACACAUUCGCCGGCUGUGAAGAACGAGGCUAUGUUUGUUACCUUUGCUCAGCCGUUUUCACCUCCUCUGCAGGUUUGCAGGCUCAUCUGCCGGUGGCACACACAAACGCUGCCGCGAAACCGUACGAUUGCGAACGGUGUGGAGUGGCGUACUUCUUCCGUGCCGAACUGGAGCAUCAUCUGAUCGAUCAUGAGCUGGGAAGAUCGGUGCGAACGGUCACUGGUUCAUUUGAACAUUCGUCCACAGUACGAACUGGAGACGAUGGUGAGUGGCGCUCGGAACAAAAUUCACCAGUGUCUGAAGACGAUGGCUUAGGGCAGCCGCAAAGGAGUCACAUCAAGCAGGAACUUUGUGAAACGGAACAGGACCGAUCGUCACCGUAUUGUCACAAGGAGGAAGAUACCGAGGAAGAAAACGAAGAGCGAGAACCGACUGGAAAUGACGAGGAUGGAGAAGAAGAAUGUGUGAAUGCGGAACAACAAAUAGAUGGGGAGGAUGCGGAAUUGAACCGUAUCGAGGCUAAUGAUGGUCAGCAGAUAAAGCACAAUGCAGGUGAAAGUGUUUACCAACAUAAAAACGAUGCUAUUGAUGAUGAUGUAGCAGGUAGCGAAGAAUCUAACGAUGCAACCAAUGAGGGUGAACUGAUGGAGGAGAGAGAACAGUCACAGGAACAGGACGAUGAGGAAGAGUACAUUGAGGUUGAUGAACACACGACGCCGGAUGACGUUGGAGGCAAACCAACGCAUAACGAGCGUCUUCGCCGACCGUCGAACAUGUUGCUCAAUGGAGGAAAGGAUUGUUCUACACUAACAGGUACAACAACUCCAACGCUUCCGGUUGUUACUGCGGCCGAGUAGAGAAACAAAACUCCCUGUAGAAUUAUCACCUGCCCCAGUUAUCAAUAGAAUAAAGAAAGAAAGUGAAACGACACGAUAUGAUAGGAUAAUGAUGUUCCGAUUAGAACGUGAGGUGAAGUCCAAGCUAAAUCGAACCUAGAACGCAAUAGAACUCAAACGCACAAACACCAGAUACACAACACACACACACCACUCGAUCGAUUUCGUCCUUUUGUAGAACAAUGAAAAACAAACAAAUGUGUAGCCAUUUUAAUAUGUAAGUUGCAAGGCAAGAGGAAAACAAACAAACAGCAAGGCAAAACAUGGAAUGCAAAUUCAAAUAUUGAACAUUUUUAGCAAAGCAAAGGGAGGGCAUUUCAUUUGUACAUUGUGGAAGAUUUGUAGUAGCCAGUAGCUUAGCAAUCUCGGUUUUGGGUGUGCGCGAAUCCGUUCAAUUUAGCCAACUUGAUCUUUGACUCUUCGACGGAAACUAAACUAAAUUCCUUCCUUCCCCUUUCUAGAGUCGGGAGCGCUCCCAUGCUCGUUCUUAUAAUCAUAUCAAAACAACAAACACACCAAGACGCUUUUAGUGAAAAUGUAGUACCAGUGUUUUGUAUAUUUAUUAUUUCGCACGUAUGUACACGCACAGGAUAUAAUGAUCAAUAAAGAAACUAGUAGAACAUUAA
Anopheles funestus (African malaria mosquito) is the source of this 7187-nucleotide messenger RNA. It is a transcript of the gene L, whose product is annotated as zinc finger protein 423 homolog. The record is from RefSeq and is a predicted model, not a curated record. The transcript is spliced from 8 exons. Gene Ontology annotation, biological process: regulation of transcription by RNA polymerase II. NCBI's taxonomy places the organism in Eukaryota, Metazoa, Arthropoda, Insecta, Diptera, Culicidae. Gene Ontology annotation, cellular component: nucleus. Gene Ontology annotation, molecular function: DNA-binding transcription factor activity, RNA polymerase II-specific; RNA polymerase II transcription regulatory region sequence-specific DNA binding. The coding region runs from base 709 to 6522 and encodes 1937 amino acids.